This is a messenger RNA of Xenia sp. Carnegie-2017, 3876 nucleotides long. RefSeq names its product serine/threonine-protein kinase/endoribonuclease IRE1-like. Gene Ontology annotation, molecular function: ATP binding; RNA endonuclease activity; protein serine/threonine kinase activity. Gene Ontology annotation, cellular component: IRE1-TRAF2-ASK1 complex. The record is from RefSeq and is a predicted model, not a curated record. Bases 88 to 3288 code for a protein of 1066 amino acids. The transcript has 8 exons. Gene Ontology annotation, biological process: protein phosphorylation; intrinsic apoptotic signaling pathway in response to endoplasmic reticulum stress; mRNA processing. NCBI's taxonomy places the organism in Eukaryota, Metazoa, Cnidaria, Anthozoa, Malacalcyonacea, Xeniidae.
ACCAUCAUAAACACAAAAUGUAAACAACGACAAAUCUUGUGUGUUUACGAAAAGAAAUCAAGUUCAUACAGCACACAACCAGCAGCUAUGCGGCUCUUGGGAGAAGGGAAUGUUAGCAUGGAUAGUCGCGAUUAUGAAACGGCUAUUGAACAUUACAAAAAAUGUUUGAAUUCUACCGACGAAAAUAGCUUGAAAACGAUUGCAUAUUUUGGCCUUGGUAAUGCUUACACGCUCUCUGAUGAAGGGAAGGAAGCAAUAAACUGCUUUAAUGAUUGCUUAAAUCUUUCUUCUGAACUGGAAAUUAAAUAUUUUCAACAUCAAAUAUACCUCGGGUUGGGGAGUAUCCAUUCUACCACUAAAAGAUUAGAGGAUGGUAUAAAGAAAGAAGAAAUGGUCUGUCUUUGUCAUGUUGCAUUGGGAGGAUUGAAUAAAUUACUUGAAAAUUAUGAAAAAUCCUUGGAGCAUUAUAGAAAAGGAUUCUCUCUGAUUGAAAAUCAACAUCUAGAAGCAGAAAUGCAACAUUUACAACUGGAGGAAAAGCAGCUAGGGAACCAUGAAGAACAUCUACAAGAACAAGAACAACAUAAACAGUGUCAUCGACCACAACGACAAAAAAAAGUUGGCGGUAUUAACAUUAGUAAAGAUUUUGUCUACCAUUACUUGAAGAACUUGUCUCUUGUUACCUCAUUCGGAAUCAUGAAUGGAGUGUUAGUUGUUUCUUGGGAAUUAGCAGAAUUGUUUGAUAAACUUGAAAAAUGGGGGGAUGCAGUGUAUAUUUAUGAAAUAUAUCUGAUGAUAGUCACAGAAGAUGAAGAUAUAGAUAAAGAACAAAAUGCUAUUGAAUGUCUAAUACGAAUAUUCGAAGAAGAAGGGCGUGAUUACUUUUUGGAUUCAAUGAAAGUGAGAUUACGAGAGCUUGAAAAAAGAAAAAAGUGCAAAGAAUUGCAACUACAAGAAUGGAAAUAUAAUGAUCCGUCAACAAAACACAAAGAAUGCUUGUUAAAAAUGAUUGAGUAUAGGCAUAAUCCUAAUGUAAAAGUUGAACUUUUAAACAAUGUUCUAGUAAUUUUCUCAGAUGAAUUUUGCAUUGGCAGAGGAUGUGAUGGAACCCGUGUUUAUCUUGGACUGAGCAAGGAUGGUUAUGGAAAAGCAGUAAAACGAGUUCGUCGAGAUAACUGUACCAAAGAAGCAGAGAACGAAAUGAAAAUUUUAAAUGAAAUCAAAGCUAAGAAGUCGAGUUAUGUUGUGAAUUAUUACCACUUAGAAGAAGAUACCGGACCUGAAUAUGUCUAUUUGAUACUUGACCUAUGUGAAGAAUCGCUGGAGGGUUUUGUAAAAUCUUCCACUUUGGAGGAUCUUCAAAAAUCUCUUCCCGAAAUUCUCAAUCAAAUUUUAAAAGGAUUAGCUGAUCUUCAUAGCGAACCAAAUCCUAUUCUUCAUCGUGAUUUAAAACCAUCUAAUCUUCUUCGAGAUGCACAAGAACAAUAUCUGAUAGCUGACUUUGGUAUUAGUCGAAUGUUGAAAAAUGGAGGUAAGACACAUAAAAGCGAUGUUACUAAGGGAACUCAAUAUUGGAUGGCUCCUGAAUCGUAUGUUGUUAAAGAAGAGUCAGUUGACAAAGCACGAUACAAACCAGAGUCUGAUGUAAUGAAUGCAGGAAUGGUUGCUUAUUAUGUUGCAACAAAAGGGAAACAUCGUUUUGGACCUCGAGAGUAUAGACUGAAAAACUUGUUAGAUGGAUACCCUGUUGGAUUGGAAGAAAUUGGUGACUUUAAACUUAGAGAUCUUCUUUCAUGGAUGCUGCAACAUACACCCGAACUCAGACCAUCUGCCAAAAAAGCAUUAAAACAUCCAUAUCUGCAAUCUGCUGAAGAGAACUUUGAUAUGUUGUGUGAUGUGGUGAAUCAACUGGAGAUAGAGAUAAGUGAUCCUCUCCACUCAGAUGUCCAUAAGCAGUUAAAUGAUCCAGAAAAUUGGAUGGACCGUAUCAACGGAGAAAUUUUUAACAAUUUCAAUGACUUUGACCCUACAUUGUUAGGCUGCUUAAAAUUUUUACGAAACGUUCGCGAGCAUUGGCAAAAUGAACCUCACCCACAACUGCCGCCAAGUGAAAGCAACUAUAAAAAGUAUUUCCUGCAAGUUUUUCCAGAGCUUCCACUUCUGGUGCACAGAAUCAUAAGGUAUAUCGAAAGGAAAUCCACUCCAGAUCUGGGAGAACAAUUUGCUAGAGAAAUCAAUCGAGAGUCAAGUUCAUUUUCGUAUACCUGUCUUGAAGAACCAAGAAGCAGUGCAUCAACAUUCAAAGAUGCAAAUGGUAAUUUGGAUGAACACUUUUGGAUGAACACAAGCUUUUCAGAAGAAUUGCUGUCUCAACCAUGGAAAUGUUAUGAUAAAUCAAUAAUGCACCAGCAAAAGUUCAGAAUGAUGGAAGAAUAUAGGCAGGAAAAUCCAAGAAAAGUUAAACUUGUAAAUGGUGUAAAGGUUAUUUGUUCUGAAGAGUUUUUGCUUGGUAAAGGAAGUGAUGGAACUCGUGUUUACCUUGGACUCGGAAAAGAUGGUUACGGAAAAGCAGUAAAACGAUUGCUUCGAGAUAACUGUGCGGAGUUAGCCAAACGAAAAAAAGAUAUUUUGAAUGAGUUGAAUGCCAAGCGUUCAAAUUAUGUUGUGAAUUAUUGGUAUCUUGAAGAACAACCAGGCACAGAUUAUUUGUAUUUGAUAUUAGAUUUGUGUGAAGAAUCGUUAGAAAGUUUUGUUAAAUCUUCUACUUUGCAAGAUCUUCAAAAAGCACUUCCUACAAUUCUUAAGCAGAUUUUAAAAGGUUUAGCUGAUCUUCACAGUGGUCCGUGUCCUAUUCUUCACAGGAAUUUAAAACCCUCGAACGUUCUUCGAGAUGUGGAUGGAAAUUUUUUAAUCGCUGACUUUGGUACAAGUCAUAUGUUAUCUGAUGAAACUUCGACACAUCGGAGCAUACAAAGAGGAGCUAAAUAUUGGAUAGCUCCAGAGUCAUAUGACAAAUCAAAUGCAUCAAUUGAUAAAGUUCGUUACAAAAAAGAGUCUGACAUUAUGAAUGCCGGAAUGGUGGCUUAUUAUGUUGCAACAAAGGGGAAACAUCCUUUUGGAAUUGAACGGCAUAGACUGGACAACAUUUUGAAAGGAAACCCAGUUGGCUUGAACGAAAUCAAGGAUGCCACGUUCAAAGACCUUUUAACGUGGAUGCUACAGUUAAUACCUGAAGACAGGCCAUCUGCCAAUGAGGCGUUAAAACACCCUUAUCUACAAACCGAUUAGGAGAAUUUUGAUUUGCUGUGUGAUGUUGGGAAUGAACCAGAAAUAAAGAAAUCAUCUCCACAUUCUCUUCCCUCAAAUCUUCAUGAGCAGUUGAAUCUUUCAGUAGGUUGGAUGGACCGUAUCGAUCCUGAAUUCUUUAAUCAUUUCAAUAAAGUAUCCGACUCUACAUGGUUAGGUUGCCUAAGAUUUUUACGAAACGUUCGCCAGCGUUGGCAUGAUAAACCUCGUCCACAACUGUCAUCAUGUGUUAAAGAUGGAAACUAUCAAGAGUAUUUUCUUCGACUUUUUAUGGAACUGCCUCUUCUAGUUCACGGAACCAUAGGAUUGAGUGACUGGAAGUUAACACCUGUUCUAAAGGAACAUUUUGCAGAUAAGACACAGAAAUGAAUUUCCAUUUUCGAUAGCCAAGCUAUAAAUUAGGGGUCAAUGACAAUAUAUUUGUUAUUUUCACUCUAGUUCUCCUCUUCAUUUAUUGUACCUAAUGCAUGUAUGUUUUGAAUUCUGUAUAUUGCCGUUGCAAACAUUUUUCAGACAGUGCACAUCCUGUAAAAUUUGAAGAAGGCAAAGGAAAGAAAAGCGAAGCUGUUA